Messenger RNA from Lingula anatina, 855 nucleotides. RefSeq lists its product as uncharacterized. Lineage: Eukaryota; Metazoa; Brachiopoda; Lingulata; Lingulida; Lingulidae. The record is from RefSeq and is a predicted model, not a curated record.
AUGGUGUCGAAUGUUUCCCCUAAAGAAAGACACCUUGAUUCCAAAGACUUAGCGUUCACCGGCCAACUAGUACUGACAAGUGCAGACUUGAUCGAAGACCUGGGAUCAAAGGCAGUGAAUGCCACCGAUCCUAGACUGUUGAGGCUCCUUCGUGAAAAGUGGCUUCUUGCGCCUUCCAGUCGCCCGUACGACUUGAAAAAUCCAGAGAAAGAACACACGUCUCAGAUAGGGCAAUCGCAGACAGUUGAUAAACUACUGAAGCAGAGGCAGAACGGCUUUUUUGUUGAGGCGGGAGCGGCGAACGGGGAGUCCCAUUCCAACUCGUUAUUUUUCGAGAGAUUUCGGAACUGGACUGGGGUACUCGUAGAGGCAGACCCGUGGGCCUUUUAUAAGAUAACCAAAAAACACAGGAAAUCAUAUAUCAUCAACACUUGCUUGUCUCCGAGACCGCAUCCAGAGCGAAUGGAGUUUACAUAUGCCAGUGAGUUAGGCGGCAUUGGUGAGACGGGCCACGUUCUCCCUGACUAUGCACAAGACGCCAUUCGUGGCAAGGGCUUUCCGCAGUGUUUCCCAAUACACUCCAUCCUGGCGGCGCUGGGGGUGACCCACGUGGACUACUUCUCCCUGGACGUCGAGGGGGCCGAGGUGGAGAUCCUCCGGUCAUUCCCAUGGGAAGAAAUCACCGUGGACGUGUGGACAGUAGAGUAUGGGGUUUUCGGCUCUGGAGGAGGGGGAGACACGCAGAAGCGCCUCAAAGGCACCAGGGAGAUUUUCCAAAAGACUGGGUUGUACCGGGAGGUGAAAUUUCGUAAAACACAAGAUGUGUUGUUUGCUCGACGAGAGGUAUUGAUCUAG